This is a messenger RNA of Pimephales promelas (fathead minnow), 1122 nucleotides long. The record is from RefSeq and is a predicted model, not a curated record. NCBI's taxonomy places the organism in Eukaryota, Metazoa, Chordata, Actinopteri, Cypriniformes, Leuciscidae.
AAUUGUCUAUUAAUAGCUAAUUGUGUACAUAACAUUUUUGUAUUGCAAGCUGAACUAACAGAGUUAUCUGAAUAUUACUUACAGAUUUAUCUCCGCUACGUAGUACUCAAUUUCAUUGAGCAAAAUGAGGUCGAGGUGGCACCAUCCUCAUGGCUAGAGUGGAUCGAUGGGGUACUGUUUUGCUAUUGGCCCAAUUCAAAUGUUGGGACCAAGGUCAAAAAAUGUGCCAUUCGAGACGAACACCUCUGGACAAAAUAUGCAGUCAGAGUAUUUUCUGACACAGACAAUUACAACCUGGCCAGAUACCGGGUCCAAAAAGCAAUGGAAACCUCUCAUGUUGAGGACUCUGAUGAAAACAGUGUACGAAAGAUCAUCCCACCAAGACGAUUCAGAGAAGAAGAAAUCCAGCCCAGAAGAGCACAACACUUUCAGGAGGACAGUGAAUCAUCCCAAGGUGAAAUCAAUGAGCUGUCCAGCUUGAGAGCAAAGAAAACCCAAAAACGGUCAAGAUCGACACCAAUUAGAUCUGAGUCUGAGGAGCCUGAUGAAGAUGAAGUACAACCUAUAACAAAAAUAACAAAAAGGUCUAUAUUGCCUGAAGCACCUCGCUUUUCAUCUCCUUCAUCACAACUGCAGCCACAUCAGUCCAUUUCUGCCAACUUUCAGAAUCAAGGGAGUGUGAAUGAUCCACAAUCUCUUCGAGAUGAGGUGCUAGAGGAACCCUGUGAGACUGUGGAGGAAUUAGAAGAGCUCUGUGAGAAGCUAAAGGAUGCUGACCUUCGAAAGAAGAUGAUUCGUUAUCUGUGUCUUCAGAGUGGAGGCACCUUGGGAGAUGGAAUAAGGAGAAUGUUAAAAAAAAUUGGAGAUAACUCUUUAUGGACACACUAUAGCUACAAAGGGAGAAAGGGAAAGCUUAAAUUUCAGCAGCUCCUAAUUAAUGAUGUGAUCAUACGUGCAUGCAGUAAGGCAUAUCCACACCAAAAAAGCCAGAGUGUGGAGGAAAUGAUUGCUGUGACCCUGAAACAUGCCCCAGAUCGUGCAAAAACAGCAAAUCAGGCAAGUGCAUAACAUUUAAUUCUAGCAAUUAUAAUAGGUUAGAUUACAUUAGAUAGAUUAGAGUUA